AUGGGAGAGGAGUUCAAUCCAGGAUGGAUUCGGACCCUUUAUGGGAUGUGGGUUCUACGUGCCAAAGGUGGGUUUCAAAAUCUCAAGCUCCAUGGAAGGAUAAACCAGGCACCGCAAAUCUCAGACCUGGGACAGAAGACUUCUGCUAUUGGUAGAUCAUACGGCAGGUGGCAACCCCUCAAAGAUGUGAAUGAUCCAAAAGUUCAAGAGAUUGGAGAAUUUGCAGUCACUGAACAUAACAAAGAGGCAAAGGUAGAUCUCCAAUUUGGUGCAGUGAAGAAAGGUGAAUUUCAGCUUGAUAAUGGAAGGAAUUACAGACUCCUUGUCACUGCAAAAGAUCAUAAUAUUGAAAGUGAUUACAAUGCUGAGAAGACUUCUGCUAUUGGUAGAUCAUACGGCGGAUGGCAACCCCUCAAAGAUGUGAAUGAUCCAGAAGUUCAAGAGAUUGGAAAAUUUGCAGUCACUGAACAUAACAAAGAGGCAAAGGUUGAUCUCCAAUUUGGUGCAGUGAAGAAAGGUGAAUUUCAGCUUGUUAAUGGAAGGAAUUACAGACUCCUUGUCACUGCAAAAGAUCAUAAUAUUGAAAGUGAUUACAAUGCUAAGGUAUAUGUAGAUUUGACAAAUACUAAGAAGCUUGUCUCCUUCACCAAGCAUGAGAAUUGA
Molecule: messenger RNA, 663 nt
Organism: Telopea speciosissima
Lineage: Eukaryota; Viridiplantae; Streptophyta; Magnoliopsida; Proteales; Proteaceae
Exons: 4
Coding region: 1-663 (220 amino acids)
Molecular function (GO): cysteine-type endopeptidase inhibitor activity
Source: RefSeq, a predicted model, not a curated record